AUGGCCCUCUUCAACUUUCUUCUGUUGGUUACAAUCGCAAGCUUUGUAGUUCUUGUUCAAGCUCAAGACCAAUCAGGAUUUGUCAGUAUCGACUGCGGACUACCGGAUGGUUCAAGAUACAAUGAUGAAAGUACAGACAUAAAGUACAUUUCAGAUGCUGAAUUUGUUGAAUCCGGGACAAGCCAUAGCAUAAAUACUGAGUUUCAAACAAAUUUUCUUGAGAAGCAGUUCCAAAACGUUAGGAGCUUCCCUGAAGGCAAGAGAAAUUGUUACGAUAUGCAGCCUCCGCGUGGAAAAGGCUUCAAGUAUUUGAUCAGAACCCGUUUCAUGUAUGGUAACUAUGAUAAUCUAGGAAAAGCACCCGAGUUCGAUCUUUAUCUUGGAGUCAAUCUCUGGGAUUCUGUUACUAUAGAUAAUGUAACUUCGAUAGUAACCAAAGAGAUCAUCCACACUCUUGGUUCAGACCAUGUUCAUGUGUGUCUUGUGAAUAAAGGCAGAGGAACUCCAUUUAUGUCUGUCUUAGAGCUCAGGCUUCUAAAGAAUGACAUGUACAAAGAUGAUGCUUAUGACCGCUUAUGGACACCGCGGCGACUUGAGAAUUUUACUAUCUUGAACACGUCGCUCGCAAUAGAUCAGACUAGCAACAAUAUUUUUCAACCACCUCUUAUUGUGAUGAGAACGGCGAAUGCACCAAAAAGAGCCAUCCAGUAUAUCAAUAUGCUGAUUGAACCAAAAGAUCCUAAGGCGAAGUUUUAUAUAUUCAUGCACUUUGCUGAAAUUGUUGAGCUGCAGAGAAAUGAGACCAGAGAGUUCAAUGUAACGGUGAAUGGUGAGCCAACAGGACCCACUGCAUUUAGUCCUCGCUUCUUGUUUACUGAUACAAUUUUCACCAAGAACCCCGCGAGCGGAUCAAGAAUCGAGAUUUCUAUUAGGCCAACUAAUAGAUCGACCCUUCAACCGAUCAUCAAUGCCAUUGAGGCCUAUCAAGUCAAUGAGUCUCUUCAAUCACCUACACAUCAAUUAGAUGUGGAUGCCAUUAGGAAGAUUAAGGCCAUGUACAGAGUGAAGAAGAACUGGCAAGGAGAUCCAUGUAUUCCAUUAGAUUAUUCUUGGGAAGGUCUUAAUUGUGAGAAUCCUCCGAGAAUCGUUUCAUUGAACUUAUCUUUCAGCGGGUUGUCUGGUCUGAUUGAUCCAGCCUUCUGCAACCUUACAUCAAUUCAGAAAUUGGAUUUAUCAAACAACAAUUUAAAAGGAAAUGUACUCGAUUGCUUCGCCUAUUUACCGAGUUUAACAGAGUUAAACUUGGAAGGAAACCAGUUAACGGGCUUGGUUCCACCGAAGCUACUGGAGAGAUCAAGUAACGGAUCACUUAAGUUAAGGUUUGCACUAAGAUGA
This is a messenger RNA of Arabis nemorensis, 1395 nucleotides long. The record is from the annotation of a GenBank genome assembly. Lineage: Eukaryota; Viridiplantae; Streptophyta; Magnoliopsida; Brassicales; Brassicaceae.